CUAUUCACACACUGUCCCAUCAUGUAAAGAAAGGCUUCCAAUUCCAAAGCCAAACUAUAAGUCACCAUCGUCUCUCUGAAUUCAAUUCUCUUCUAAGUUGUCACCAACCGCUCAAACCUCUCUCUGAUUUUGGACUGUUGGAUCCAUAAACCCAAGAUGAGUAUGAAACUAACCCCAACAUCUCCCGCCGGAAAAUGGGUGGGAUUCGUGACCGCCGUCUGGGUCCAAGCCAUCUCGGGCAACAACUACACCUUCUCCAACUACUCGGACGCAAUCAAGUCCCUCAUGGUUCUCACUCAACUCCAACUCAACAACCUCUCCGUCGCCAAAGACGUUGGCAAAGCCUUCGGCAUCUUCGCCGGCCUCGCCUCCGACCGCCUCCCCACUCCGGUCAUUCUCCUCAUCGGUUCAAUUGAAGGAUUCAUUGGCUAUGGCGUCCAAUGGCUUGUUGUUAGCCAGAAAAUCAAACCACUCCCUUAUUGGCAGAUGUGUAUAUUUCUGUGCAUGGGAGGUAACAGUACGACAUGGAUGAACACCGCGGUGCUCGUAACCUGCAUUCGAAACUUCCGGAAGAACAGAGGACCAGUUUCUGGAAUUCUCAAAGGCUAUGUCGGUUUAAGCACCGCCAUAUUCACUGAUCUCUGUACGGCCCUGUUCUCCGACGAUCCUUCAACUUUUCUCCUCAUGCUCGCAAUCGUCCCCUUCCUAGUCUGCCUCGCCGCCAUUCUCUUCCUCCGCGAAAUCCCUCCCUCUUCCACCUCCGCCGAAGAAAACGAAGAAAUUCGCUACUUUGGAAUCUUCAACGCCGUCGCCGUCGCCGUCGCAGUCUACCUUUUGCUCUUCGACGUCACCGGAACUCACGGCGGCGCUGUUUCGCAAACUUUCGCCGCCGGACUUCUCAUCCUCUUGGCUUCGCCAUUGUCGGUCCCAAUCUACCUUGCUCUACAGAGUUUAAUUCGAUCUGACUCUAUAUCUAGUUCAGACAUCGAGCAUACAACAAAACCUUUAUUGGAAGAAGAAGAAGAAGAAGAAGAAGAGAGGGAGGUGGUGAUGGUGGAGACGGCGGCGAAAGCGGCGGAGGCGGAGGAGGAGAGUCGGCGGCCGGUGAUCGGAGAAGAUCACACGGUUUGGGAGGCGUUUGGGACGGUUGAUUUCUGGAUCUUGUUCGGGUCGUUUCUAUGCGGAGUGGGGACGGGUCUGGCGGUGAUGAACAAUCUGGGCCAAAUGGGUCUGGCUCUCGGGUACGUGGAUGUAUCCAUUUUUGUGUCGCUUACGAGUAUUUGGGGCUUCUUUGGGCGCAUCGUUUCGGGUUCGGUUUCCGAGUAUUUCAUCAAGAAAGCUGGAACACCAAGGCCUCUCUGGAAUGCAGCAUCUCAAAUCCUCAUGGCUGUUGGGUACAUUGUAAUGGCCAUAGCUUUGCCCGGUUCGCUAUACAUCGGUUCAAUAGUGGUCGGGAUAUGCUACGGAGUUCGUCUUGCUGUCACGGUUCCCACAGCCUCUGAAUUAUUCGGCCUCAAAUAUUAUGGCCUCAUCUACAACAUCCUAAUCCUCAACCUCCCACUCGGUUCGUUCCUCUUUUCUGGCCUACUUGCCGGAUUCUUAUAUGAUGCACAGGCUACAAGCACGGCCGGAGGCGGCAACACAUGUAUAGGUUCCCACUGUUACAGGCUUGUGUUUGUGGUCAUGGCUAUUGCAUGCAUUGUCGGGUUUGGUUUAGAUGUCUGGUUGGCGGUCAGGACAAAGAACAUCUAUGCCAAGAUUUAUGCGAGCAAGAAGUUGAAGAAAUCGAUGGUGGUAUCAAAUGGGCGCUGACUGAAUGCUGAAAAUGACAGUACAAGGGGAAGAGAUGUAUAGGAUUAGUGGGUAACAACCCAAUGAUAAUCGGGCUGAGCAUUUAAUAUUGGAUCACUUAAUUUUGGUUUUUUAUAAACAAGAAUCGAUCCUACCCGCUAACCUUACAUAUAGGAUGAAAUAAGACAUCACGACUCGAAACUAGGACUGACUUAAUUGAAUCUGGACUGACUGUUUGAGCACUAUUGGAUGUCUCUUAGAAAAGAAGAAUUGUUGUAUUGCUAAAGUUUUCCACAUGUUGGUGACAGUAAGAUUUGUAUGGACUGGCUUUUCAUAAUUCUAGAUGCUCCAAUUGUAACAGCUUCGUAUGCUUUUUUCUUUUUU
This is a messenger RNA of Camellia sinensis, 2175 nucleotides long. Its product is annotated as protein NUCLEAR FUSION DEFECTIVE 4. The record is from RefSeq and is a predicted model, not a curated record. Lineage: Eukaryota; Viridiplantae; Streptophyta; Magnoliopsida; Ericales; Theaceae. Gene Ontology annotation, cellular component: membrane.